Hypoxylon fragiforme is the source of this 2269-nucleotide messenger RNA. RefSeq names its product SKIP/SNW domain-containing protein. Gene Ontology annotation, cellular component: spliceosomal complex. Lineage: Eukaryota; Fungi; Ascomycota; Sordariomycetes; Xylariales; Hypoxylaceae. Gene Ontology annotation, biological process: mRNA splicing, via spliceosome. The transcript is spliced from 3 exons. Bases 141 to 1877 code for a protein of 578 amino acids. The record is from RefSeq and is a predicted model, not a curated record.
CACUUUCAAGCUCAGCAAGACUGCAGAUUUCAAUCUUCCUACCGUGUUUCCCAUCUUCGCCAUCUUCAAAACGCGAGUUCUAAUUUGUUUGUAACUCUUAAUAAACCUCCCACAACACACAACCUCAUCUGUAUCUCGCCAUGGCAGCAUCGCUCGCAGCUGCAUUGCCGAAGCCAAAAUACACUGGUGAAGAUGAAGACAUUCCGACACAUGCUCAGCAGCGUGGCCCUCGAAUCGUUGGAGCCGACCAAAUAGAUGAAUCGCAAAUUGUUUUACGAAGAACAGGCCCACCACCAUACGGUCAACGAAAAGGAUGGCGACCAAGGGCCCAAGAAGAUUUUGGCGAUGGUGGUGCUUUCCCAGAAAUUCCUGUUGCGCAGUAUCCUUUGUCAAUGGGAAAAGAGUCGGGUACGAGUAAUGCAUUAGCGAUCCAGGUCGACGCAGCUGGCAAGGUCAAAUACGAUGCCAUUGCAAAACAGGGGCACAGCGAGGGAAGGAUAGUUCAUUCAUCAUUCAAGGAUCUUAUUCCUCUUCGACAACGCGCAGAUGCUGGCGAGAUCAACUUGGAAAGACCAAGUGAACAGGAAGUGGCAGAAACGACAGAACGAACGAAAAAUGCUCUAGCUUCCCUCGUGAGCGGUGCUGUAGCUGCACAGAAGCCCAAGAAUGUCAACAUAGGUCAACGAAAGGAUCCCACAUUCGUACGGUAUACGCCAGCAAAUCAGAUGGGAGACAACUCCAAGAAGCAGGACCGUAUCAUGAAGAUUGUGGAAAGGCAAAGAGAUCCCAUGGAACCACCAAAAUUCAAACACAAGAAGAUUCCCAGAGGACCUCCAAGUCCCCCUCCGCCUAUUAUGCACUCACCACCACGAAAGUUGACCGCCGAAGACCAAGAGAUGUGGAAGAUCCCUCCCCCCGUUUCGAAUUGGAAGAAUCCCAAGGGUUUCACAGUUCCCCUCGACAAACGAUUAGCCGCUGAUGGACGAAAUCUACAAGAUAUCGCAAUCAAUGACAAGUUCGCACAAUUCUCGGAAGCGCUCUUUAUGGCCGAUCGACAUGCCCGUGAGGAAGUUCGUCAACGAGCGCUCAUGCAGCAAAGACUUGCAGAAAAGGAGAAGGCACAGAAGGAAGAAAAUUUACGUAUGCUUGCGCAAAAGGCUCGAGAAGAGCGCGGCGCUGCUUCAAGACGGCGUGAUUCUAGGGGCUCGCGCGAUUCACGGUCGAGAUCACGAUCGCGGAGUUACAGCUAUUCAGAUUCUGGCUCGGACAGUGACGAGUCGGACGUUCGGGAAAGAGAAAAGGCCCGGCAAGAAAAACGACGGGAGGAAGAGCGCAAACUUCGCCAGUCUCGCAUGGGCGCAGAAAGACGAGUGCAGGUCAUGGCACGAGAACAGAAUCGCGAUAUCUCGGAGAAGAUUGCACUUGGUCUGGCGAAACCCACUCAGAAGGCAGAGUCUAUGUACGACUCACGUCUUUUCAACCAGUCGAGUGGGUUUGACAGUGGGAUCAACGAAGAUAACCCCUAUGACAAACCACUGUUUGCUGCCCAAGACGCCAUUAGCAGCAUUUAUCGUCCAAGCCAAAACAUGGACGAGUACGAGGAUGAAGGCGCUGGAGACCGAGAAAUGGCCAAGAUUCAGAAGACGAGUCGAUUUGGCGAGGUAUUAGGCAAGGGGACGUUUAAGGGUGCUGGGGAUGCUGAGGCACGAGAAGGGCCGGUCCAGUUCGAGAAGGACACAGCUGGAAACGAUCCGUUCCAGAUGGAUAAGUUUAUGGCUGAGGUAGAUCAAAGCUCUUCAUCGAAGAGAGGAUAUGGAUUGCAAGAUGGCGAGUCUCGAGAGCCGAAACGUGCUCGAGUAGAUGAAGAUGACGAUUGAAGAGCUAUAAUGGCUUGGAUAGAUCGAUAUUCAAUAUUCGAUGCUCUUCAUUGUACUUACCCACCCAGCCUAUGUACAUACCUACGUACCUACCUGCUCGCAGGUGGAUGCUAAAAGGCUUUAUCAACGCCGAAAAAUUUGUGUCACUAUAAUAGCCCGUUAGAGGGCGGGCAUUUCACGGGAGUUCUUGCGGGCCAACGACGGCACCAGCGCUAUAUAUGUAGUGAAUUAGCAUUCUCAUGAACUACACGUACCCUUAUUUAACAUCAUUGCAAGAACCAAUCCCGGUUCAUAUGAAGUUGAGCUAAUCCACCUUUGUUGCACUUACUCUUCCUCUUCGUGCAAUCCUAUUUGUUAUCUAUCAUUCCUCUUCAGAUCGAAUUUUAUUGAAU